AAUACUUUAAAAAUAUUCUACCUAUAAGCACUGUUUCGGAUUUAGAACUAGGUUUUACUUUGAAUUCAGAACUGGAAAUUUUUGAACCUACUAAAAAAUCUUUAAUUCAAUCAGCAAAAUUGAUGGGGCCAGAUGGGUUUAAAACUUCAGAUCAAGAAUUGUUGGAACCAGAUAGGCCUGAAACUUCAGAUCAAGAAUUAGAUGAAUUUGAACCAUUAAAUCAAAGUUCGUUAAUUGGGUCAGAAUUAGAAAAUCUUGCUUCUACAGAACUUCUCUUGUUAACUGAACUAGUAGAAUUGGUUACUGGAUCACGUUUUCCUUCUUGGUUAAUUGCUGAAUAUUAUGUUAAAGAGCAUGGUCAGCAAAGGGGAUUUGCUAUCAAUCGAUAUCGAGUUAGUUAUCACAAAGACUCUAAUCUAUCUAAUCGAAUUGUAAAAAAAAGAACACUUUCUUGUGAGUAUGCUAGAAUUCAUAAGCCCAAGAAGACAAAACUUAUAGAUCAGCAACGUAAUAAAGGGUUGAAAAAAACGAAUUGCAAGUGGCAUGUUAAUUUAUCUAAACCUAACAAUAGUGGUUUUGUACAUGUAACUUUUGUACAAUUAGACCAUAACUAUGAAUUGUUGGUUAAUAAUGCAAAAUUUACCACAAGAUUCAGAAAAUUUGAUCAGCCAAUAUUAGCCAAAAUUGAGUGUUGUGAACCGAAAGUUAUAUUGACUGAUAUGGAUUCGGCAAUAGAAGCUGCAUCCAAGCUUAGAACUGCAAAUUUCAAGCAAUUUAUUUGUGAUUUCUGGAAAAUGUAUAAUGCAUUAUGUGUAGAAGUUUUUAAGCAACGAUUUCAAGCUCUAUUGAAAACUUACCCUAGUAUUAAUAAAUAUCUACAAGAUCCACUUUAUUCAACAUGGCAUUCUUGGGCUCAUGCACAUAUAAGCCGUAUCUUUAUAGCUGGUAUGCAGUCAACACAACAUGUUGAAUCUAUCAAUGCGAUUAUACACCAAGCUGUUUCUUCUAGUUCAACUAUGUUAGAUGUAGUUGAAGCUUUGGAUUCCCGAAUGCAAAAAGAGGCUGCAAAUAAAGAUUUUUUAGCAUGGAAAUACAAAUUACCAACAUAUUAUCAGCUAUUUGUCGUGGAUAAUUUUUUAUGCGAGAAGUUACUUGUUGAAGAAGCUUUUAAAUUUACUGAUGAUCAGUUAAAUCAAAAUGAAUCCUAUGAAAAUCUGACUCCAAUUGAUAAUUCAGAAGAUAUCGAGUAUAUUGAAGACCACUACGAUUAUCGGCAAAUAUAUUUAAAAUCGCUAUUAAAUUCAGUUGAGAGAAAUUCAUUAAUGAUUGAAAGUCAAAAUGCUUUGUUUCACCCAAUACAAAUGCCAACAAGAUGGCUUCAAGAUGAACAAACUGUAUUUACUCCUAGACAUUAUGAUAAUAUUCAAGAAAAAGACAAUGAUCAGAGUGGUUUAGAUAACAUUAUAUUAGUAUAUAUUUCUGAAAAAGAGGCAAAGCUAAAUAAUGAGACGCAAUCAGAAAGAGAGAAUAUCCUUAAUAAAGAUAUGAAUUCAUAUAAUGUAAUAAAAUUGCCAGAUUGUCACAUUUACAAUGUGGAUAAUAUUAAAUAUCAAACAAAACAUAAGAGUAAAGGUAGGCCUGCUGGUAAACGAAUUGAGGCUUAUAAUAAAAAGGUAAAAAGUAGUAAUGUUGUUCAAAGAGAAAAUAUUUAUGAAAAACUUGAGAAUGCAGUAAGUAGUAGUAGUAAAAAUACUAGCAGACAUAAGUGUAGAUUAUGCAAUAAGACUAGGCAUUAUACACCUAGACGUUCUAGUAAGAAAGAUUAA
Messenger RNA from Dentiscutata erythropus, 1826 nucleotides. NCBI's taxonomy places the organism in Eukaryota, Fungi, Glomeromycota, Glomeromycetes, Diversisporales, Gigasporaceae. The record is from the annotation of a GenBank genome assembly.